CUGGAACGUUCUUCCCCCUAGGAUAGGGAGUUCAGACAUGCGCACAAGGCUAGGUCUUGCUUUGCCCGGGCUAGAUGUAUCUAGGCAUUCGGACUUUCGUGGCGCAUAUUGUAAAUCGAGUUUGUUUUUGAAGUGUACCUAUUAAGAUCACCAUCACUUUGUUACUGAACAAGUACCAAGCGUGAAAGGCAGUUAAAUCCAAAUUGUUGGAACAGUAUUACUGAUAAUGGUGGCUGAACUGUCUAUUAUGAAUGAAACUAACCAAAACAAUAGCAUGAACGAGACCGCUGAAGAGGAAGACAUCAUGAUGGAAAUUGAUGGUCACGCUAACAAUACCAGCGCGGGUCUCAGCAAGCCACUUGAUGGCAAUGUAGGAGAUGAAAAUGAUGCGAGUAUUACCGUAGACAAGAUACGCGAGUAUUUCAUGAAAGAUGCAGCAGAUGCUGGAGAUGCGGUAGACACAGUGAUUAUAUUUGACACAUUGGUGACACAACAGAUGCAAAAGAACGAUGCGAUUUUACGUCUCUUUGCGUUAUCGGUGAAUAUCUGGAGAGUGAAGAUUUCAAACCAAUAUUAGAGUUAACACAAGAACAACUAUUAGUUGAUUGGCUCACAUCGCGUCAUCUUUUGACUAAAAAUGAUUUCGACGAAUAAAGCCACAGGAAUGAAGACGCGUACAUCAUGCGCACACAUUAUACUAUUAUAUUUUAUUUGCUCAGAAAAUCCAUAAAAGAAUAAAAAAGUGUGUGUAACCAUGUAGUUGAUUAGGAAGUAGGUAUACCGAAAUUCGAGAAUUUUAUUCACAAAUGUUGUAAGUUUUCAGAAUUUGGAUCUACUUGGAUACUUCGUUUCUUUGUUUAGCUUCUCCUAAUGUUAAUUGUUGUUUUACAAUAGAGGUGUAGCCAUCAUUUAUGUAAUGUAUGCAAAGUUAUGUUAUUUAUUCUUUAUAAAUUCAUUGUACAACGUGAUUUAUUACAAAAUGUUUAUAAAAGAUAGUGUUUUUAAAAUUUUAUCAGUAUAAAUAGAAACUGUAUAUGAAACAAAUUAACAUUUGUUUUAAUAAAAUUUAAAUAAUUUAAUAUAUUUUUCGGAUUCCAUUUAACAAUAUAACAUAAAAUCUUCCAUUCAUAUUGUAAAAAAAAAUCCUAUUUUUAUUUUAAUAAAUGUCUAAGUGUGA
This is a messenger RNA of Maniola jurtina (meadow brown), 1177 nucleotides long. RefSeq lists its product as uncharacterized. Bases 227 to 577 code for a protein of 116 amino acids. NCBI's taxonomy places the organism in Eukaryota, Metazoa, Arthropoda, Insecta, Lepidoptera, Nymphalidae. The record is from RefSeq and is a predicted model, not a curated record. The transcript has 5 exons.